Messenger RNA from Platichthys flesus (European flounder), 6336 nucleotides. It is a transcript of the gene ubxn4, whose product is annotated as UBX domain protein 4. Bases 144 to 1685 code for a protein of 513 amino acids. The transcript has 13 exons. Gene Ontology annotation, molecular function: protein binding. Lineage: Eukaryota; Metazoa; Chordata; Actinopteri; Pleuronectiformes; Pleuronectidae. The record is from RefSeq and is a predicted model, not a curated record.
UAGUGCUGUAGAGCUGAGCGCGGCACCGUAUAAUACUUGUUCAAUGUCUCAGCCUCAGACUGAGCUUCCUGAACCCAUGUCACAUUUAGGUUAGCUGGCCGACAUCGUCACCACAGCAGCGGCAGAAAACACAGAUCGGAAACAUGCUUUGGUUCGAAGGCUCGAUUUCUGCUGCCAUUAACUCAGCUAAGCAGCGGGGCUUCGUUUUUGUCGUCGUCAUUACUGGCGAAGAUGAACAGUCCGCACUGCUGAUGUCCAGCUGGGAGGACCACACAGUCUCAGAGGCAGCACUCAACUGCUGUGUGGCCAUUAAUGUCGAUGCCAAGAGUGAAGCAUGUAUGCAGUUCUCCCAGUUCUAUCCAGUAGUUUGCAUUCCCUCUUGCUUCUUUAUUGGGGAGAAUGGAAUUCCUCUGGAGGUCAUCGCUGGGAGUUUGUCCGCCGAAGAACUGAUGAAAAGAAUCAACAGAGUUAAUCAGAUGCAUACUGAUCAGAUUGGAGGUGCCACAGUGUUUCCAGAGGCAAGUACUCCUGUGGAGACCAGCUCACAGAAAAGCACAGAAUCAGCUGUAGCCUCAGCUACCGCAAAGGCCGUCAGGUCAGCAGCAGAAGCCACAGUUCUUGCAGCAGUAUCAGGAAGUGCAAAAGCACCUCUAUUGAGCUCAGAAGAUGCCCCAGUGACUCUUGCAGAAAAUGCUUCUUCAGAUGAUGCUACUCACUGUGCUCAGAGUGAGGAAAACCUGGACUCUAAAGUGCAAAGGUUAAACAAAAAACUGGAGGAGAGACAAGAGCAAAAGAAGAAAGGAGAAGAAGAGGAUGAGAUCAGAAAGGAAAUGGAGCGGCGGAAGAUUGGGAAGGACGUGCAGGACUUAAAAAAGAAACAAGAAGACGAUAAGACUAAGCGUCUCCUGGAUGAGAGGAACCGGGAGAAGGCAGAGGAGAAGGCUGCCAGGGACCGGGUCAAACUUCAAAUUGCCAUGGACCGAGCUGACAGAGCAGCCCGCUAUUCCAAAACCCAGGAAGAGGACAAAGCUGUUAAAGAUGCUCUGCUGCAGGCCCGACAGGCAGAACAGGAGGCCAGGAAGGAGACAUUGGUCAGGCAGAGGAGUACCAUAGCAAGGAUACAGUUCCGCCUCCCAGAUGGGUCAUCUCUCACCAACCAGUUCCCCUCUCAGAGCACACUGCAGGAGGCUCGUCACUUUGCUGUUCAGGAAGUGGGAAACCGUUACGGCAACUUCUCCCUAGCAACCAUGUUCCCUCGGCGGGAGUUCACAACUGAAGACCUGAACAAAACUCUGCUAGAGCUGGAAUUGGCUCCAAGUGCUUCCAUUGUGCUUCUGCCGCAUUCAGGCAGGUCUGCUAACACUUCAGUCCAGUCCUCUGGGGAUGGCAUUUGGGCAGUUCUUGGAACACUCCUCUAUCCUCUACUGGCUGUAUGGAGAUUCCUCAGCACCUUUCUGUUUACAACUCCCCCCCCUCCUGGGCCGGCAUCCCAAGGCUCCACCCAGCCGUCCAGUUCGUAUACCAACUCAUCAUCGGCCUCCGACAAGGCAAAGCGAGAAACUCACACUCUGGAGGAGCGUCCCAAAGACUUCAAGAAAGAGGGUAAAAUCUGCAGUCUGAGGACUCAGGAGGACAGUGAGGAUGAGAACAACACUUGGAACGGGAACUCUACCCAGCAGAUGUAACAUGUGAAGUAAUUCAGUCUGUUUAGGGUUGCUGCUCCGGCUGAUGCUUUGUUUUCUACCCCAUUCAUGCUUGGUAUAAACAUCCAUCCUGAGUGAUCCAGUCACAAGUGGUGAACACCAAGUUCAGGUCUGAACUUGCCCAAAUGCGUCCUGAAUUCAUCCUGAGAGCCGAUCACUCAAACCACAUUAAGAGGUGGUCUGGGACGCAUUCCUCUCGCUCUGUGAACGGAUGCCCUCUGGGCCACAAAUGAAGGACCACCUACCCAGCUGACAUCCUCUGACCUGCUCCAGUUUCAAAGAAUCAAAUGUAUUUUGUUGUUUCUCAGUGCCGAUACGUCGAUUUGUUAGGGUUAGGGUUACAGUAUCAACACAUAAUAAUUGAUGCAACUCUUUUGCCUCCCUCUCUAGCUUCUCCCAACAGACAGACACACACUGUGACAUCAGACACAUAUUUAAACUCAGACCGGUUAAAAAAUACAUAAUUUGGCCUUUGAGAAAACAUGAUUAUUAGCAUUAUAGAGUGGGGAAGUGAGAUCUGAUGACAAGUGUUCAAUGGAGACACAUUCAGGAACCGUUUAAUUCCAGGUGUAAACACAGGUACUUAAUGCUGUCCUCUUGAGAUUAUCAGGACUGAUGUUAAUACCAGGUCUGAACAGGGCCUUUGUUAUACUGUGUCCCAAACCUAUGCCCUCCUUUUUCUCCUAACCUUUGCUCAGAAUACAGCAGCUUCACAGAGUGCUUUAAGCUACACAAGUAUCAUCUUGGGGUUUUUGAUCUCAGUAGUUAAUUGUCAGAUAGAUGAUAAUUAAGUUAAUUAUUAACAACAAUUAUCAGGCACCACACUGAUUUAAAAACCAUCAGACCCGAGGAUGCAUUGUUAUGGAGUCAAUGGAAUUUAGAAAUGUCUAACUUUGAAAUGUGAUUGGGACUUAUUCCAUCAAGCAGCAAAAUGAAGACACUUUUGUCUAAGUCUAGGAUGUAUAAAACAUUUCAUAAAACAGCUUGCAAACUGCUGCUAGAGGACUGUGCAUCUACAAAGGUGGCCCGUAAACACAAACACACAUGUUUGUACUACUAUCUUGGUAAAUAAACUAAUUUGCAUAAUGCAGUCCCUAGCUCCUUACCCUAAACAUCCAAACUAAAUGCUUAACCUAAUCUAAACCUAAUUCUAACUCUUACCUUAAACCAAGUCUUAGCCCCCGAACAGUCCAUUAAAGGGGGGGUUAACAAAGUUUUAAAAAAUUUCCCCCCAACGUAGGCUGUAGGCUCAAACUUUUCUUCACAAAGAAGGCUGUACAACAGCACGCACACCUAGGCAUCAUGUGUUUCUACGAGCUGAUAAUGGGUAACUACUGAUGUUUCUGCAUUACAAUAUGAAAAUUAAAGUAGUCUAGUUUUCAAAUUUUUGUAUUUGUUCUUUGUUGACCUGAUCCCAAUUCUUCAUAUGUGGGUGAACCUAUCUAGGCCCGCAGUUUGACAUUUGACUUGAAUAAUUGUUCUUUUAUCUUGAAAUAAGGCAACAUGAUUAUUGUCUGAUCAGUUGACAUGGUCAUAUUACCUCAGCCUGUUACAAACUAUUAUAAAUUAAACACAUCUGACCCCAAUAAUAACUUGGUGGCAGUACAAUGAACACAUUACAACAGUACAUAAAAUUAUUCUUUAUUUCAUGAAUAAUAAAUUUAGACGAAAAGUCCUUAAGUAUUAUGUGUUCUGGUGGGAAGUGGUAACUCUUUUGGUCACAGACCAUGCAGCAAGUAUCUUUUUUCCAUAGUUUUCAAAACUCCAUUUGGAUUGGUCUUUAUCUAAUCUGCAAAGCUUUAUUCGCAAAGGGAUAGUUUUAACUCAUAUCUACUGACCACUAUGUCGAUGGAAGGAGGGGCAGGUGAAGUGUUUGAGUCCACAAAACACUUCUGGACUUUCAGGGGUAAGCAGUGUUGCAGCCAAAUCCAAAAUCCAAUCCUCCAUGUUGCUCCUGUGGUGUCAUCCAAGGGUCCUUAAGCACCCACAUUCAAAUUCGACUAGAAAAAAGGUUAUUUACACAGUUUUUAGCCUAAAUUUCCUCUGAUAUCUUCUGGAGCAGGGGUUUUCAACUGGUUUUGUCCCAGGGACCACCAUUCUGCCUAGAAAGUAAUCCACGGCCCACUGAUUUGCCUACGCGCGCGUGUGCCUGUGUGUGUGUGUGGACAGAAGGAAGUUUUAACAUUUGGUUUUCCAUGUUGGUUUUGACUAAAAGAAACCUCAAAACAAAUCCAGAAAAAUCUGUGUAAAAAACAGCAAAAACGUUUGAUUUCCAGGGCUUAAGAAUUAAAAACAAAAUUAAAAUGCAGUUUCUAGUUGUAGUGCUUGUCAGAACCAUAUGUACAUCAAUAUAUAACGUUCAUGACUUAAAUGUACAGACAUGUAGCUGACAUGUUGCGAGAACGUGAAAGUAACAGUGAUCAAUAACAAUCAACAUAAACUGGGGCUACAACUGAAGAGGGAAGAUGACAAAGCAAUGCAGAAUAUGUCACAAAUGAUAAUCAUACAAUAUUACACGAAUAAUUGAGGCCUACUUAAGUUUAACCUCAUGAUCACCAGCAGCAAAUCCCACCUACUGCUAGUGUUGGGAGAGAGGGUGGUGGGUGAGUAGUACUUCUGUGUGUGUGUGUGUGUGGAGAGAGGGGAGACCAAUCAGUGUGAUAUCUGGGCAUGGUGAAGUCCACACAGCAUGUCUAUUCGUGGCGAAAUGGUAGACAGCAACAGUCUCAUGUCAUCCUCUGGUUUAAGCCUUGCCCGGUACUUAUUCUUCAAGUACGCCAGUGUAGAAAAAACGCUCUCACACAGGUAGGUUGUUGGAAAGGGCAAAAGAUACCUCAUUGCUUUUGCAGCAAGCUGUGGAAAUUCUGUCUUGCAACUUAUCCAGAACUUAACAAGGGACUGUGUGUCACACUUUGAGUCUCAGAGCUCUCCUAAGAAAUUGUUUCUCAACCAGCAAACAUGGUUAAGUUGACUGUUAUUGCAAUUCAUUGUUUUGGCUAUUAUGCCAAUUUAUUUGUCUUAUUACAAAGUAUUUGUUUUCGCUCUUUUGUUUUAUUUAAUAAUUUCAUUAUUAAUUCUGCCCUUUUGGCCUUCUUUUUGGGAAAAUAAAAAUUCCCUAUAUACAAACUACAUCUCUGCUCAACCGCUCUUCUACAUCUACCUUUACCACUCAUGCACAGGGGAAAACUACUGUCAGUUUCUAGACCCCAAGCCGGUUUCAAGGUUCCCCUCAACACCUUUAUAUUAUUUUAGACAUAUUUUUCUUAUUUUAGAUUUUUGGGUUAGGGUUAAUAUGGUGAGACUCAGACUCAAAACCCUAUUGACAGUAUCAGAUAAGAUAGUUCCAGCAUCUGAGGGUGAAUGAGCUCGAUGUGUCUCAACUAAAGAAUUGGGAUGACAGCCAGGUCUCUGCCCCCCCAGGGGGUAAUCAUAGACAUGGAUAUCAGACAGUGUGUGAGAGGGACAUUUGAACAGCAGCUUUUCCAUAUUCAUCUCUCAACUCUUUUAAAUGCAGUUUGCAACUCUGGACUAGGAAACAAUGGCUGUGUGUACUGAUAGCAAAUAUUGGAUUACCAAAAUGUGAUUUAUUAAUUUUUUAUUGAACUAUUAAAAAGAAUCUGCCUCUGCCUGCACAAAUACAAUCCUCAGAAAGUGGAUUGUACUAUACCUGACAAAGACAGGGUAAAAUAUAAUUAUUUUAUACAAAGCAUUACAACAGUUUUGAUAUGAAUGAAAAAGAGAAUUGAAAAUUAUAAUUUCAUGUGAAAUGGGCAAUGAAAUUAAGUGUGCAGGUAAUGUUAAUGGGUAGCUUUUAGUGCAAAAAUUGCAUUAAAAUAUUCCUGAGCAUGAGCAUUACAAAAGAAAUUCAACUAACAUAAGUCUCACACAAUUAUAAUAGUACAAAGCAAUGCUGAGCGUUUUCCUGCUGCAGUAGAAGACCUCAUUCUCCAGUGAAUGUUGGGUUGGCCACAGUGGUGGUGGCAUUCUGGAACAGUGGGUUGUCAGCCUGGUGACAGAGAAAGCCAGGUGGUUUGUUAAUUACCAUUUCCAUAUUCAGCUUUUAUCAUGUCAUAUUACCACAGACCAUGUUGGAUCUCCAGAAUUGCAAAAACAGUUAUUGUGGAUUAAUACUGUCAUAUAUCGCCCGGGGACACCAGUGCCAGGGAGUGUGACAUCUAAAACGGUGGUGUAGUUCAAGUUUAAUUUCAUUUAAAUAAAAUCAGGUUAGUAGGCUGUAUGUUUAUUGGGGUGGGGGUGCAUGGUCUUAUCAAUUGAUGUCUUAAAAUGUAUAUCUACUCCAUGACUUAGAAUGUGAAGUUGACCUUUCAGAGGGCUUUGUAACAUAUUAGAGAUGAAUGGAUGCUUGUUUGUCAGCAUUAAAGUUGAUCAUCAAACGUCCACAGCCUUACCUGACCCCCGCAGCCUCAUUGUGUCAACAUAAUACAAUAACAGUAUGUCCUGCUGUACAGCACACCACACUGCUGCUGCACUGCAGGGUUUUGUAGACUUUCUUUCAAACAAAAAAUAAGAUGUGCCUCUCUGCAAAGUAAAUUCACACUAAGUAACAACACCAUAAAAUCCCUAAAUGGUGAUUAUUUCUAGCUUAUCAGUAAUAAAGAAGUGCCUCACCUUU